AUGUGCCACACCUCCUCCUCCACAGGCUGCCAGUUGGCCUGCUGCCCACCACCAUGCUGUGUCCCCACAGCCUGCUGCUCACCCUUGGGCUGUGGGAGCUCCUGCUGCCACUCAGUGACCUGCAUGACUCUGCUGUGCCACCCUGUGUGGGCCAUGGCUGGCUCCUGUCACUCAGCCUGCUGUGUGCUCAGCCCCUGCCAGGUGACCUGCUGUGUGCCCGUGAGCUGCAAGCCUGUGUGUGUGGUCCCCUCCUGCCAGUACUACUGCUGCCAGCCCUGCUCCACCCUUAUCUGCAGACCCAUCUCCUGUAGCGCCUCCACCUGCUUCUGA
This is a messenger RNA of Trichechus manatus latirostris (Florida manatee), 330 nucleotides long. Its product is annotated as keratin-associated protein 12-4-like. Lineage: Eukaryota; Metazoa; Chordata; Mammalia; Sirenia; Trichechidae. The record is from RefSeq and is a predicted model, not a curated record. The coding region runs from base 1 to 330 and encodes 109 amino acids. The transcript has 2 exons. Gene Ontology annotation, cellular component: keratin filament.